AUGUUCAAUAACAAUAAUAAUAAUAUUCAAUGUCCAAAUGACAUUAAGUGUGGAAAUGAGACUGUUGAGAAGAUUAAAUCCCAACUUUCUCUAAUUGAUCCAUCUGGAUCACCUAAUGCUUAUAUCUGUUCAUCUGGAGGUGUCCUCAACCUGGAUAAUUUUGAAAAGGGUCUCAAAACCAUUAAAUAUAUUCCGGCAAGUGUAUCCAACCUUGGUCCAGUGUCUUUGAGUGUGAUUGAAAAGUACAAGAAGUUGGGAUUGAGCCCAAGUGAUAUUACCGUAUACUUUAUCACCAAGUCCUAUGAUGGUACCGAUGUCAAUGAUAACAAAGCCUUGUAUGCCUUGGUCCAAGCUGGUCUUGAUGUAGUGAUCGUCGAGUCCGUCAGUGCACCAAAGACUACAACACUUGAAGCCGUGAAAUAUAUCCAGUUGGACCAACUCUUGGACCAUGUCCGAUCAACUUGUUCUGGUGUUCCAAUUAUUACCAAGGUGUUCCUCGAGGAAGACAAGAUUCAAAAGGUCCAUGAUGAUCUCAAUCUCAAGAUCUACAUCAGAUGUACCGGUUGCCGUUUGCUCAAGGGUACCCAGGUUGAGUUCUCGGACAACCCCUUCUACAGUCCGUUCUUGUGGACCCUUGAUGAAGACUCCAAUUCCACGUGGCAACUUAUUCAUGUGACUUUGGAAGCCAAGUCCAAGAAGUUUGACCUGCCACCUGCGUGUGUCAACUUCAUCGUGAGGAUGCCAAACUCCAAGAUUGAGGUAAGUGGCUCCAUUGAGGUACCACUUGCCCUGUUCACUGGAGAGCUUGUCACGCUAUAUGAUAUUUGUUUCAUCUUGGAAGGACUUCAAGGUAUUGGCAAGUCCACACUCCUGAACACUCUCUUCAAUGUGUUUACGAUUGGCAAAAUCAGAAAUCUUAUUCAAACAUCCAAAGAGGCUGGCCAGUCCAACACAAAAACCUAUAGCUACUAUCCAAUCCAUAAGUUGUUGCAAGAGGAAGAGGAUGCACCAAGACUGUACAAAGACAUGAUUGAUAAGCUACGCUGGAUUAUGGGAGACAAGGCUGGUAUGAUGUUGUUAGCCAAUGGCGAGCGUAUCAACUACAGUGUCAUGGCUCACCAGUUUGAUGGUCGUUUUGCCAAUGGAAGCGAGACGAUGGGCGACAGUAACGCCAACUACAAGGUCCACUGCUGCAUUAUUGUGACGACACCAGCCGUGUUCUCUGAGCCCGAGACAUCGCCUGCACUCAAACUGAUCAAGGAGAAGAUGGUGGAGUCCAAUCAGAAUGGCCAGCAGUCCAUACUGGUCGUUACCAAGUGUGAUUUACAGACUGCCGAGGGUCUGGAGAAGCUCAAGACUGCGCUGGCCCAGUGUCCCACUGAGAAGGGCAACAUCUUCCUGGUCGACAGCUACAUCGACAACUCCUUGGAUCGCGUCUCUAGAAAGGAUCGCACCAGCUUCCGCCUGCUGUUGAAGAUAAAGGAGGAGGCCUCCAAGCGUGUCAAGAAGUUCAAGAUGCAGCAAGAGAUCGAUGCGUACAUGGCCAACGAGAGGAGGGACUAUGGAGGUCCAGGUCCAGCUGGACUUGCAGGUGUUCGACCGAAUCAACAGCAGCCAGAUCAAGGCCAACAACAGAGACCGGUGAUCGGCUUGAACACGCACAUGCCAGUGGGCGUGCCAUUCCUCAACAACAGGCCACCAUUGCCAACUAGUGUGAAGGUCACGGUAGAGACACAGGACGCCGUGGACACAUUCCAAGUGCCAUUCAGAUCGACCUUUGACAGUCUGUGCGAGACCAUCGAGAGUGACCUCGGUCUCGAUAUGGAGACGAUGACAUGCAAGUUUAAUGGUUGUCAUCUUCGCGACCCCAACCAUAUGUUUGAAGAGGAUUGUAAGAUAGUCGUAAUGCCAAAGAUGCCUGCUACAGUCAACUCCAACUCCAAGACCAAUUCCAAGACCAAGCCAACAUCAUCAACUUCUUCAACAACUACUUCAUCAUUAUCAUCAUUGGCAUCGUCGAUGUUUUGA
Acytostelium subglobosum LB1 is the source of this 2028-nucleotide messenger RNA. RefSeq lists its product as hypothetical. The record is from RefSeq and is a predicted model, not a curated record. Bases 1 to 2028 code for a protein of 675 amino acids. NCBI's taxonomy places the organism in Eukaryota, Evosea, Eumycetozoa, Acytosteliales, Acytosteliaceae. The transcript is spliced from 4 exons.